Neltuma alba is the source of this 1350-nucleotide messenger RNA. RefSeq names its product G-type lectin S-receptor-like serine/threonine-protein kinase At1g11330. NCBI's taxonomy places the organism in Eukaryota, Viridiplantae, Streptophyta, Magnoliopsida, Fabales, Fabaceae. Gene Ontology annotation, biological process: recognition of pollen. The transcript has a single exon. Bases 38 to 1342 code for a protein of 434 amino acids. The record is from RefSeq and is a predicted model, not a curated record.
CGAAGCCUAUCUUCUUCCUCCACUUCCGAUUAUCACCAUGUUCUUCAUGGGAUUCAGUAGAUAUAUAUGCUUCUUAAUUUCUUUUCUUAUAUAUUUGUUGUCUUUUGCUCUUCUGGUCUGUGCCUUGGACAUCAUCGAGCCAUCUGUGUUGAUCCAUGAACCUGAAACAUUGAGCUCAAAUAUUAGCAUGUUCACACUGGGAUUCUUCAGUCCGAAGAAUUCAACAAACCGCUAUGUGGGAAUUUGGUUUUUGUCUGAAUCCAAUGUUGUUUGGGUAGCUAAUAGAAACAACCCACUAAGAGAUUCUUCGGGAAUUCUCACAAUAUCAGAGAAUAAUGGCAAUCUUGUUGUUUUGGAUGGGCAAAAACAGAUUUUAUGGUCAACAAAUGUCUCAAGUAUUGCAUCAAAUUCCAGUGCUCAGCUCUUGGAUUCUGGCAACCUUGUACUAGUAGAUGGUAUUACUGGAUCUACGGUGUGGCAGAGUUUCGAACAUCCUUGUGACACAUUAUUACAAGACAUGAAACUUAGUACUAAUCAACACACAGGUGAGAAAGUGAGGCUUACAUCAUGGAAAAGUGCAUCUGAUCCAUCCUCUGGAGAAUUUUCCUGCGGUCUCGAACCUCGUAAUGUUACAGAAAUAUUCGUGUGGAAAGAAAAUCAUCCUUAUUUUCGAAGUGGUCCCUGGGAUGGCGUAAACUUCCUUGGGAUACCUAGGACAAUUUCAUCUAACUCCCAAACUGGGUUCCAAUUGAAAGGAGAACAAGGGAGUUUCAACCUAUCUUUUUAUUCAGACAAGUCCCUCUGGAGUUUUACGUUAAAUUCUCAGGGCAAAGUUGAACAACGGCUCUGGAAUUCCCAGACCAAUGCAUGGGAUCUUCGGAGGAUAAUGUAUUCUUCAGAUUGUGAUGUUUAUGGCAAAUGUGGCCCAUUUGGGAUUUGUGAUUUGCAGAACUCUCCAAUUUGUAGCUGCUUGAGAGGGUUUGAACCAAAGAACAAAGAAGAAUGGGCAAGGCAGAAUUGGACCAAUGGGUGCGUGAGAAGAGAGGCACUUCAGUGUGAAAGAGACAAAAAUGAUUCUCAAGCCAGCAACAUAGAUGGGUUUUUUAUGGUGGAGAAAGUAAAAGUACCAGGUGAGGCACAGGUGUUACCUUCUUAUGUUGAGGAUCCUGAAGAUUGUCAAAUUUCAUGCCUCAAGAAUUGCUCUUGUAAAGCUUAUGCCCAUGAAAGAAACCUUGGAUGUAUGAUUUGGAAUACAGAUUUACUUGACAUGCAAAGCUUACCAGAUGGAGUAGAUGUUUACAUACGCUUAGCCAACUCAGAACUAUGUAUAUAUCUUAAUUAAAGAAAGCU